This is a messenger RNA of Verruconis gallopava, 2132 nucleotides long. RefSeq lists its product as uncharacterized. The record is from RefSeq and is a predicted model, not a curated record. Lineage: Eukaryota; Fungi; Ascomycota; Dothideomycetes; Venturiales; Sympoventuriaceae. The transcript is spliced from 2 exons. Bases 160 to 1989 code for a protein of 609 amino acids.
GGAGAGAUCUUCGUUUACGUCGCAUUUCAUAAAACUUGGACGUUAGGGGGUCCGGGAAGAUUUAUAUGUUUGACGUAGCUACCUUGUAAUUCCGAAAUCUGAAGCAAAGCUCAUCUCUCUGAGGACGACUGCCUAAUCUCUAUAAUCAAAGACAACAUUAUGUCCCCUCCUGCGCCAGUGCAGCCUGCUUUGGGUGUGAAGCAGACAAUUCAAGCAAGGCAUGGCGUAGCGACAUAUGUUCCACAAGGCUAUACCAUCAAAAUCAUAAAUACGUAUGGGAAGCAAGUGGUAGAUACGUGGGCUUUUGCUUUGCAUGCCCCUCCUGAGGAUGCAGAUAUUGAUAAAGGAGAAAAGAAAGGUGAAGUAAAAAACAAGGAGGGUGAAUCCACGGCUAGCGAGCAGAAGAUAGAGGAUGCGGUGGAGAACAGUGGCAAGACUGCAACGGGCAAUGGUGAGGACGCAAAUCCUGAGAAGGCCGAGAAUCCCACGAGCGAGGAGCCGAAAGAAAAGCCUGAGGAAGAGACGGAAGAUAUUUCUGAUGAAGUCAACGAUACUGCACAAGACGCCAGUGCUGGAUUCAAGGAAGAAAAUGUUGAGCCUCAGGACAAAGCGGAGGAGAAAACUGAAGAUUUAGCUCCACGUAAAGCCGAUGGGAUCAAGGAUAAUGCAGAGAAAACAAAUACUGCUGCCACGGAAGGUGGGGAAAAGGCGACCGAGAAGGCUCCCGACAGUGCGGACGAAUCGACACAAAAGAAAAGCAGAUGGAGUGCUUACAUACCAUCCUUGCAGCGAGCAAAAACGCAAUCAAAGAAAAAGGAAAAACCAGAGGACUCUACGAAUGAAGAGAAGACGACAACGACAACGACAACGACGAAAAGCUGGAGUGAGUACCUCGGUGUUGGUGGAGGCCAAAAAGAGGGUUCAUCCUCAAACACGAACUCGCAGCAGAAAGGAUGGUCUGCCUAUAUCCCAUCAGGGCAAGCAUUUAGUUCGUACAUACCUUCCAAAGAGGCACUUUCUGCGUUUGCGGGCUCGCAUCACAGAGACCCGACAAAGAGUUAUGCGGAGCAAUUGUACGACUUCUCAAAGACCCCAGUCGGCGCUGCCAGCUUGAGCGCUGCAACAGGGUCUGGGUAUGCUGGCUCGCUGUACGCAGCUUAUAAGGCAUACGAACAGACGGCCGGAGACUCAGACGUACCCGCGAUGGAAUACAUGAGUAUGAUGCAUACAAGAGCUUCAACUUUGCAUCUCUCACCCAGAGUGGGUGACACUCUGGUCUCAAAUCUUCGCGCACCUCUCCUCACUGUCGUAGAAGACACGAGCCCAGGUAGUCACGAUACUCUCAUAGCAGCAUGUGACCCGCAGAGAUACAAAGAACUCGGUGUAGAAAAGUGGGAAGAGCAUGGAAGUUGCUCAGAGAACUGUGUUCUAGCGUUGAAGGAGAUAAAUGAGCGUAGUGGACUGAAGGGAAAGAGAGCGAUUGGCAGUGAUGUUACGGUCAACACAGUUCCCGCGCCACUGAAUCUCUUCAUGAACAUCCCUUGGACGCAGAAAGGAGAUAUAAGCUUCGAGGAGCCAAAGACAAAACGGGGGGAUUACAUCAAGUUCCGGGCGGAGCGUGAUGUCGUUGUCGUUAUGAGCGCCUGCCCCCAAGAUGUUCUAGCAAUUAAUGGCCAUAAACCCAUGGUCGCGCAUUUCGUAGUGGAAAGUUCAAGCUCAGAGGACAUGAAGGAGGCAAGGGCGAAGGAGCAAGAGUCAGAGAGUAUUCUUGCCAAGGCGCGUAGGAGGAUGUCGUCAAGAGACAGAGUACCAAAAGCAAAACAGCAAGGCGCCUCCGUGGAGGCAGCUCCAGCUGAACCGCCGAAACCAAAAGAGCCACCAAACGUGCAGUCUCCAGUCAACCACCCGAGACCAGGGAGAAAGGCGCCGCGGAAGUUGGAGAAGAGAAGCAGUGCAUCACAGAGCCCUGCACCAGCAGCGAAGGCGUGACGCAGGAAGUGCAAGAAAUGCGUUGAGAGACACAAUAUUGCUGAAAAUGAUUCUUUAGAGAUUGGAGAUUUUAUCUUAAGCCUUUCUCUUGUUGUGCCAUGAUGUAUGUAGGUUUUUCAAAUCCAGAAUAUGUUUGAUGUCCG